Molecule: messenger RNA, 897 nt
Organism: Penicillium egyptiacum
Lineage: Eukaryota; Fungi; Ascomycota; Eurotiomycetes; Eurotiales; Aspergillaceae
Source: the annotation of a GenBank genome assembly
AUGGCCGAUGAAAAGAAACGAAAUCCCUUUGAGGAUAUGCGACGCUCUGAUGAGGGAGAGGCAACAGAUCACCCUCCAGCAUACACAGCAGGGCCUUCAACACAACCAAGCCGAUCACCAGUACAAGAGGUGCCUUCUCAAACAAGCCACAAACCAAUCGCAAUUCCAGCCAUUAGCUCCUCAUCUGAUUCUCCUUUUAUCCGCGCAUAUCCACCCAUCCUAAAGAACCACCAACUCCCCAAGGAAUCCUUCCUCACCUUCCUCGACCAACUGAACAAAGAUAUAGCGGCCAGUCCGCCCCUGCAAGUCCUAGACGCAACAGGCGGGAUCUUGAAGUCCGUCCCGAUCCUAUUCCCGCUGCACUGGAUUGGCACCGCAGUCAGCGGGCUCGCGAACCUGAGUAGCCAAGGAAUGUCCAAAAGCCGUACGGACUCCUCCAUCAAACAAGCCAAUAAGGACAUCUUCGGUCCGCGCGGCUUGAGAGUUGAGAUUGCGAAGCUGGAUGCGCUGGCACAUGUAGCAAAGCUCCCUAUAUUGGAUUCUCAGGGCAAGAUCAAUCGGCAAGCAUCUCUGUUUCUACAACUCCAAAAUGAGGCUUCCAUGAGCAGGGCUGAGACCGACGAAAGGCAGCAGCAAGAGCUUAAUUUGCAGCGGAGGAUUGCGACUUUACAGCCCUGGAUUGCUGAGCUUGAAUUUGAGAUUUUGCCUUGGUCAUCUAAGUCUAAGUUGACGCGGUUCAACGCCUUGUUGAAGAAGUAUAACGAGCCGAGGGAUCAGGAGAUGAGAGACAUGGGUAGGCGAGGCGUCGUUUACAAUCAAGAGAUCAAACAGGAAGAAAAUCCUUUUAAGAAGGCUCUGUGGCUUGUUAUUCGGGAUGUUGAAAAUGAAAGGUGUUAA